Messenger RNA from Paecilomyces variotii, 1235 nucleotides. RefSeq names its product ubiquinol-cytochrome c reductase iron-sulfur subunit precursor. Gene Ontology annotation, molecular function: 2 iron, 2 sulfur cluster binding; quinol-cytochrome-c reductase activity. NCBI's taxonomy places the organism in Eukaryota, Fungi, Ascomycota, Eurotiomycetes, Eurotiales, Thermoascaceae. Gene Ontology annotation, cellular component: membrane. The record is from RefSeq and is a predicted model, not a curated record. Gene Ontology annotation, biological process: mitochondrial electron transport, ubiquinol to cytochrome c. The coding region runs from base 127 to 843 and encodes 238 amino acids. The transcript is spliced from 4 exons.
GGCCGGGUCCGACUUCAACCUCCAACCUCGAAAAUCCUCCCUCUACCGUCCACCUCCGACGUCCGUCCCUCCCCGCGACUCGCGAUUCUCGUCAAUUGCAUCUCCCUUCCUCUCUACUCACCCGCCAUGUCUCUCGCCUCCGCUUCGAGCGCUCUGCUGCGCACCUGCGCGCGGCAACAGCUGCCCGCCGCUCGCGCCGCCGUUUCCGCUUGCCAGCAGAGAGGAGUCGCGGAUGCUGCGCCCAAGUCCUCCUUCGACAGCCCAUUCGGCCGCACUCACGAGCACAGCGAUACCACCAAGAUCCCUAACUUCAGCAAGUAUGCUUCCAAGCGAUCCCCCACGACGAACAAGGUCUUCUCCUACUUCAUGGCUGGAAGCAUGGGUCUGGUGAGCGCGGUCGGUGCGAAGGCCACAGUGCAAGACUUCCUCGUCAACAUGUCUGCAUCUGCCGAUGUCUUGGCCCAGGCCAAGGUUGAAGUCGCUCUCGGAUCGAUCCCUGAGGGAAAGAACGUUAUCAUCAAGUGGCGUGGAAAGCCCGUCUUCAUCCGUCACCGUACUCCAGAUGAGAUCAAAGAGGCUGAGGAAUUUGAGUGGACCACUCUGCGGGAUCCCCAGCCCGACUCUGACCGUGUGCAGAAGCCCGAAUGGCUGGUUAUGCUUGGUGUCUGCACUCACCUUGGUUGUGUCCCCAUUGGUGAGGCUGGUGACUACGGUGGUUGGUUCUGCCCUUGCCACGGUUCCCACUACGAUAUCUCCGGCCGUGUCAGGAAGGGUCCUGCUCCCCUGAACCUCGAGAUUCCUCAGUACAGCUUCCCCUCUGAGGACAGCCUUGUCAUCGGUUAAACAGUCCGUCUACAUCCAGGGCGGACUUGAUUCCGGACACAGUUUCCAAGGAGGUUGUCCGGAUGAAAAACGUGUUUCAAUAUGGACAAAGACGAAAUUUAUAGAGCCUGUAUCAUUGUCUGCAGAAAAAUUCAGGGGAGGGUAUAGACCGUAAUCCCGUCCCUUGGCUUUUUGGCAGCCUGGUUCAUCGACAUCUAUGGGGUCGGUCAGACAAGAGAGUGGAGGCAGCCGGCUUGUCUGAUUUACAUGUGUCUUUACUAGCUUUCCCUUUAUCCGCAUAUCAUUCAGAUGUUUCAUUUCAUUUGUUCUGUCUAUUGUAGUCUCCUUAUGUGUCAAGUCACCCAUGUACAAGAUGAGAAUCAAUAAAAUCAAUAGAGAGACUAUAUACCGAG